Messenger RNA from Iphiclides podalirius (scarce swallowtail), 336 nucleotides. NCBI's taxonomy places the organism in Eukaryota, Metazoa, Arthropoda, Insecta, Lepidoptera, Papilionidae. The record is from the annotation of a GenBank genome assembly.
AUGAAAGACAACAAUCGAGCAUAUCAGCGAAAUUUUGUUAAUGCGCACGAUAAAUAUGUAACGGCUGUGCUAUUGGCGCGUAUAUUAAGAUAUGGUAGGACACGAUUGCAACCAGAUCUGGCGUCGAAAACAUCGCCAGAUGCCGGCGGUGCCAGCCACUGGCCGCGGACGACGUCAAUGGCAUACCCGAUAAUCAUGGAGCGACACGACGCAACAGCUUUUUACGGUAUUGUGAGGACGAUAAAAGUAAUCGUGCCUACUGCCACACGCCUAAUUUCCCAGGUGGGAUGUGCUUGUGUCGCCCACGGCUUGAUUAAGCGAGAGGCGAGAGUGUGU